Messenger RNA from Hippoglossus stenolepis (Pacific halibut), 2689 nucleotides. It is a transcript of the gene cdhr5b, whose product is annotated as cadherin-related family member 5b. NCBI's taxonomy places the organism in Eukaryota, Metazoa, Chordata, Actinopteri, Pleuronectiformes, Pleuronectidae. The record is from RefSeq and is a predicted model, not a curated record. Gene Ontology annotation, cellular component: catenin complex; membrane; adherens junction. The coding region runs from base 1 to 2442 and encodes 813 amino acids. Gene Ontology annotation, molecular function: cadherin binding; calcium ion binding. Gene Ontology annotation, biological process: multicellular organism development; homophilic cell-cell adhesion; adherens junction organization. The transcript has 17 exons.
AUGGACGUUGUUCAGCCACAUUUAACUGUGAGGACGUCCUUCAUCUUAAUACUUCUGAGCCUGCUCCAAAUGUCCAGCGGGAACUACUGUUCUGCUCCUAUGCCUGUGCUAUUUGCAGAAAACAACAAAGUGGAUGAUGUUGUGACAACGAUAACUGUGCAACCAGGGGUCACCCUGGCGCUCAGGCCCCCCUCCAACAACCUAUUCAAGCUCAGAGGAAACCAGCUGUUAGCUGCAAUGGUGUUUGACUAUGAGACUGAGAAAAGACAAACAGCACUGAUCACCUGCACUGUGACAGCUUCAGGCAUUGAGAGGUGCUUGAGGAGAAUCCCCUGGGAUGUAGAGUUCAUGGCGGUUGCCCAGGUUCUAGAGGUUCAGGAGAAACUCAACAUUUUGGUACUUCUGGAAAAUAUGAAUGAUAACGCUCCAGUCUUUGACCAAAGCCUCUACCGAGUCAAUGUCAGUGAGAUGUCCCCUGUAGGAACAACAGUUGGUCAUUUUGCUGCCACAGACCUAGACCAACACAACCAGCUCUUCUACACUCUGACAUCUGAAUCUCAAAACAGCUUUGAACUGAAGUCACCCACCACCCCAGACCUCGUCAUCAAGUCGCCUCUCGACUAUGAUACAGUCAAAAAUGAAAAAUUGGUGUUGUGCGCUCAGGACACACCAUUGACAACAUCAGAUAACAGAACCUCUUUCACUGCCACCUCCACCAUCAUGGUCACCAUCUUAGAUGCGGACAACAGGCCACCGUGGUUCCAGCCAUGCACCAAGCACGAGAUAGGGGCAGCUGUGAUCUGCCAGAGUGCUGGAUACACUGGCAGUGUUAUCAUAAAUGAACAAGAGAACGGAGUAUUACCGCUGAAACCAGGACCACUCUAUGCCAUUGAUGGAGACACCGGGAUAAAUGAGGAGAUGACAUACUCAUUUCUUAGUGGAAACGAAGAGAAUCUGUUUAAGAUCAACGCAAACACAGGGAACAUCACCAUGUUGAAGCCGGCCAAAGCUUUGGAUACAAUCAAUCUGAUUGUGCUGGCUGCCCAGAGCAAGAACGGUAAUCAGGUUGCCACCACCACUGUCAGUGUUCAGGUGAAGAGCCACCACCAUCCACAGUUUCAGAAGCCUCUGUACGAGGGGGUCGUCAGUUCAGUGGGCUCCAUGGCCAUGGACGGGGAUAAGCCGCUGUACAUCCACGCUACAGAUGAAGACUACAAUGGGAAUCCAAAUCCUAACAUCGUGUACACCAUUAAUGGGAGCAGUGAUUUCUCUAUCAUUAGCGGCUAUUUAUUCAUGACUAAGGAUCUCCAAGCCACCACAUUAUCCCUACAAGUGGUCGCAACAGACGAGUCAAACGAUCAAUUUGAUACAGCUCAGCUCAAUGUGCAGGUGAAAUCAGGUCUCACCACCACCAGUUUCCCUUUGAGCACCACAAACAUUAUGACCACAACGCCCAUAGGGGAAUCCACCACCUCCAGCAAGACCACUGAGGAUGUUGUGUCCACCACCAAACCAAAUGUGACCACUGACAGCAGCAUCUCAACUACCAUCCCCAGUACCAGUGCAAGCAUAAUCUCCACCACACACCCUAGUAUUUCCACUGCCACCGAAGGCAGCGUUUCAACCACUAAAGCCAGUAUGACCACUGAAGGAAGCGUUUCAACCACUAAAGCCAGUAUGACCACUGAAGGAAGCGUUUCAACCACUAAAGCCAGUAUGACCACUGAAGGAAGCGUCUCCACUGCCAGCACAGCUCAUCCUCCCACAGUGCAGGACUUGAUUUCACGUUCUGAUUUUAUCAUAGUGAGCACAGGCAGCUAUGGGCAGGAGGACAUGAUAGCCCUCGGUGUGACACUGGGUGUCCUGCUGCUUGUCUGUCUGGUGGUCAUUGGUGUGCUCAGCCAUCGCAUGAGGAAAGGCAAAGCAGACUGGAAGAAGAUCUACGAAGUCAGCGUGUUUCGAAGCUCUCUGGGUCAAAGUUCAGGUGGUCUGAAGAAGGGUGUCCAAUACACCAAUGAGGCCUUCCAGAACGAUGAAGAUGGAGGAAGCACAGGCUCUAGUGGCCCACAAGGGGGAGUGAGCACGGAGGCCAUUGUUAGGUCUUCACUGCCACUGCACGCCCUCCUGCCAGAUGAUACCAAUGAGGCGGGCUUAGACACGGCCGAAAAUGAGAAGGUGAAACCCAUCCUGACCAAGGAGAGGCGCAUUGAGGAGGGAUACAAGGCAGUUUGGUUUAAGGAGGACAUCGACCCCAAUGCCAAGGAGGAGGUGGUGAUUAUCCCAGACAGAAGAGAGGAUGACAGUGAUGAGGAAGACGAACCUGACAACAAAACCCCAAAAGUCAAUUUUGAUGACACAGAUCUGGACAGCGGACUUGGGGUAAAGAUGGGGGAUCGGCCAGAUGACUCAGAUGAUGAUGAAGCAAUGACCUCUGAUCUGUGAGAGGAGACGGAUGACAGGGACGUAGCAGGAACCGCCUAUAAUAAAAAUAUGAUGAUUCAUCAGCUGCUAACGCCCUUAUCACUAAUGACAGAGGACCAUAGAAAUAGAAUCCGGACUGUAGACACCUUAUGUGGAGAGAUAAAGAAGCUUAGUAAUGUCUCAGAGUUCUUAAUUUAUGUCUUAAGUUUCAAAGUAAAUUGAACCUUAUCCAGCCUUAAUUUUUUUGUAUAAAUACUUAAUUAAUUGA